This is a messenger RNA of Carya illinoinensis, 6826 nucleotides long. Its product is annotated as disease resistance protein At4g27190-like. Lineage: Eukaryota; Viridiplantae; Streptophyta; Magnoliopsida; Fagales; Juglandaceae. The transcript is spliced from 11 exons. The coding region runs from base 845 to 6427 and encodes 1860 amino acids. Gene Ontology annotation, molecular function: ATP hydrolysis activity; protein binding; ADP binding. The record is from RefSeq and is a predicted model, not a curated record.
UACACUGCGCUGAUGGCUUAUAUUGGGAGAAGGAGAAGAGAACCUACGGCCUCUUCCAAGAACCAAGCACUUCCUCUUCCCAGAUCCAAGCACAUCCUUUUCCUCUCUCUUCUCUUUCUUUCUCUCAGACGGCAGAACCCUUCGUCCAAAAUCUUCGACGGCCGAACCCUUCGUUCUUAGAUCUCUUCCUCUCUCUCAGAUUUGAGAAUCACCGUCUGCCAGUUCUCUUCCUCUCUCUCAGAUCGGCGAUUCGGACGGAGUCACUGAGCUCGGCCGCUACCCACUUUUCGGCGUCGAACCAGUGACCUUCUUUGAGUAAUUUGCAGUCUUGAUGCGGGAUGGAGGAGUUGCUUUUCAUUCUUCUACUGGGCAAGUUAUCUUUCUCAAUCUAUUGAGCAUCAACGUGUUGAAACUCUCGAUCGAGUUCUCCGGAGUCGAAAUCAUGAUCAUGAUUUUCCAGAUCAAAAGUAUGAAUUUAUGAGUCAUCAGCUCCUCAUGUGUACACAAAUUUGAAUGCUCAGCACACAACUUGCUGCGUGGAGGAUCUGUCACUAACUUUGGGUGACCACAUCAUUUCUUUGUUCUUCCUGAAGGUGUGUAUUGCUUGCUACUAAUAUUUGCUCAUCAUCUUGUGGAGAAUAGCCUUGCCCCUCCUUAGGCUGGUGGACUCAUUUUGCCUCUGAAGUACUCUCACUGCCAAAGUUUGAUCUAACUUGAUUUUCCUAUUCUCUCUCUCCAUCUUUGCUUUUCUUAUCUCUCGUUGGUACAAUAGUUAUUUCGUUGCCUUUCUACUUGCACAAAAUCCAAAAAACCAAAAAACCAGAAAAAGAAAAAAGAAAAAAGAAUGGAGUUAGUUAUUUCAAUUGUAGCGAAAAUAGCAGAGUACACGGUUGCACCUGUUGGACAGUGGCUAUGCUAUUCAUGCCACUACAAUAGCAACAUGGAGAAUUUGAGGAAUCAGAAAAAGAAUUUGCGGGAUUUUAAGAAAAGGGUGCUACACUCGAUUGAUGCUGCUUCAAGAAAAGGCGAGGAAAUUGAAGAUGAUGUUAAAACGUGGUUGACAAAGGUGGAUGGUAUUUUACAUCAAUUGGCCACCAAAAUACUUGGUGGAGGUGAAGCAGAAGCAGGUACGAGGAGCUCUAAUGCGGCAUGCCUAAACUUGAAACAUCGACAUCAAUUAAGUCGGGAAGCAAAGAAGAUCGUGGAAAAUAUUGCCGAACUUCUUAAAAAUGGAAACUUCAGCAAAGUCGGUUUUUGUCCCGCUGCGCAAGAAAUGGUGAAUCCAAUAAACAGGGAUUACAUGAGCUUGGAUUCGAGGAUAUCAAUUAUGGAGAGAAUUAUGGAGGCAUUGGGAGAUGCUAAUAUCAACAGGAUCGGCGUGUGGGGGUCGGCUGGAGUUGGAAAGAGUACACUUAUGAAAGAAAUUUUCCAGAAAGCCAAGGAGGAAAGUUUAUUCCAUGAGGUGGCUCUAGCAAAUGUGACGGACACCCUAGACGUAAUUCGAAUACAAGGAGAAAUUGCAGAGAUGCUAGAUCUAGAGCUUGAUCCUGAUAAAAUUGUAACAGUAAGAGCAGGCCGUCUACGGGCGAGGUUAGAAAAAGACAAUGAGAAGAAGAUACUUGUUAUCUUGGAUGAUGUAUGGAAACAACUUGAUUUGGAGGAAAUAGGAAUUACUCCUUCCGAAAGAUGCAAAGUACUACUCACAUCCAGAGAUCGGCAGGUACUAGCAGAUGAGAUGCGCACCGAAGAGAACAGCUUUAAACUCGACAUUGUAGGAGAACAAGAAGCAUGGAAAUUAUUUGAAAAGAUGGCGGGUGAUUCUAUCAAAGAUGAUCAUGAUUUGCAAAAUCAAGCAAUUAAGGUAGCUAAAGCGUGUGAAGGUCUUCCUAUUGCACUUGUAACAGUUUCUAGGGCAUUAAAGAAUAAGAAUUUGAGUACCUGGAAGGAUGUCCUGGUGCAACUAACAAGACCCACUCCAAAACAUGACACAAAAAUAUGGUCACGCGUAUAUUCUUGUAUAGAGCUAAGCUAUAUACAUCUUGAUGGUAGAGAGGUCAAAUCCCUCUUUUUGCUUUGUGCUCGACAAGGUUACUACGUUUCCUAUCGGGAUUUGUUGAGAUAUGGUUUCGGUCUGCGUUUAUUCUAUGGCAUCGAUACAUUGGAAGAAGCAAGAAACAGGCUAGAGACUUUAGUUAAUAAUCUCCGAGAUUCUUGUUUGCUACUACAAAGUCCACAUAGCUCCAAGGAAUUUUACAUGCAUGAUGUUGUUCGUCGUGUCGCUACAAUAAUUGCAUCAAAUGAUCAUAAUAUGUUUGUCAUGAGAGGCGAUGGUGGGCAAAAAGCAUGGCCAGAUGUGGAUGCACUAAAAAUAUGCGAGGCGCUCUCUAUCUAUGGUGGAGAUCAUAUCCAUAAAUAUCCCAAUAAAAUAGAAUGUCCUAAUUUAAGAUACUUUCAUGUCCAGUGUAAAAAUCGAUAUUUGGCAACCCCAAGCAGUACUUCCUUCCAAGGGAUGGACAAGCUCGAAGACAUUUUCUUCCAGGGGAUGGACAAGCUCGAAGUUCUAAGUUUGACAAAUAUACAACUUUCAUCACUUUUGUCACUUAGAAACCUACAAACAUUGUGUCUAGAUGAAUGUAAGUUGGAAGAUAUUCAUGGGAUUGGAGAACUCAAGAAUUUAGUAAUUCUUAGUCUUGCUCGUUCUGACAUUUCAAAUCUGCCAACAGAAAUAGGGUUGUUGACUCGUUUGCGGUUAUUGGAUUUGAGCAGUUGUUACAAACUUAAAGUGAUUCCUCCUAAUGUCUUGUCAAGCUUGGUCAACUUAGAAGAGUUGUAUAUGCGUAAAAUCACUGUCCAAUGGGAGGUUGAAGGACCCAGCAAUGAAGGAAAAAAUGCUAGCCUUGCAGAGCUGAAGAAAUUGUCACACUUGAUCACCUUAGAGAUUGAUAUUCCGGAUGCCAACAAUCUACCGAAAGAUUUGUUUACUGAAAAGCUUAAGAGAUACAAGAUAUGCAUUGGAGGUACCUGGCAUCUCUUUUUUAAGGAGGAGUUGGCCUUCUCAAGAAUGUUAAAACUCAAACUGAAUAUGAGCUUCCAAUUAGACUUUGGGAUCAAAAUGCUACUGAAGAGGACAGAAUAUCUUCAUUUAGACGAGUCGAACAUUACGAAGAGUGUCUUAUAUCAAUUAGAUAGAGAAGAUUUUCAACAACUGAAACAUCUCUGUAUCGAAAAUAAUGGUAAUAUUAAGCAUAUCCCUGAGUUGAGGACAUCGGCCUUCAAAAACUUGAAAGUUUUAAAGGUGGAAAACUGUGAGACAUUAAGAUUUAUCUUCUCAUCAUCUAUAGCUAGAGGCCUUUCACUACUUGAAGAAUUGAACAUAACAAGAUGCAACAACAUGGGUGCAAUAUUCGUGAAAGAAGAAGAAGACGAAAUAGAAGAUCAGGGAGAUAUGAUGUUGUUCGGUCGACUUCAAACCUUAGUGCUAAAGGAUCUUCCAAAGCUCGUGGGCUUCCUAAGCACAAGAGAAACCAAUUCAGAGGGCAACCUGCAUGAUUUUCAGUUGCCGCUUCUACAUCAUCAGGGCAAACUUCCAUUGAUAUACUUCAAAAACUUGAAGGUUUUAAAGGUGGAGAACUGUCAGAAAUUAAGAUUUGUCUCCUCAUCAUCCAUAGCCAGAGGCCUUUCACUACUUAAAAAAUUGAAAAUAAAAAGAUGCAACAACAUGGGUGCAAUAGUUGUGACAGAAGAAAAAGACGGAAUAGAAGAUGGAGAUGUAAUAUUGUUCCAUCAACUGCAAACCUUGGUGCUAGAGGACCUUCCAGAACUCGUGAGCUUCUUAAGCACAAAAAGUUCAUUCAUGACUGAUUGUGGGCAGAUCAUUGCAGAGGGCAACCACAAUCUUCACAUGCCACUUCUACCUCAUCAGGUUUCAUUUCCUAGCUUGCAAACACUGCAUAUGGAAGGUCUACCCAAAAUAAAGCACGUAUGGAACUAUGGUCAAGAACCCAAAACAGUUUUCACAGGUCUCGAGCAAUUGCAAGUAGUUGAGAUUAUGGAUUGUGGGGUGGAGGAAAUUGUUGCAGUUGAAAGAGGAGGAGGAGAAGCAGUAGCAAUUAGGAUUUUGGUGUUCCCUCAAGUAAUUACUUUGAAUCUUAUAAAUUUAAAGAGACUCAAGUGGUUUUACAAAGGAGUACAUGUUACAAAAUGGCCGAUGCUGAAAUGGAUGAAAAUUGAAGGAUGCGAGAAAGUUGAGAUUUUUGCUUCAGGAGUUGUGAGUUUUGAAAAAACAGUUCAAGUUCAGAGGCAGUCUGAGAUGUCUAUUAAACAACCCCUAUUCUCGGUGGAUGAGCUCUCAUUCCCCAGCUUGGAGACACUGGGCAUUGCGAACAUGGAUUCGUUAGAAAUUAUAUUUGGAAAGCUGGAGGGGCAAAAUGGUAAAGAGCCACAAGUUUUAAUAUCCCCAGGGUCAAGGACAGAAGAAAGUGGAGCAAUCACAAAUUUUGCACCAACAGUUGUCUUUCCUAGCUUGCAAACACUGCAUAUGGAGGAUCUACCUAAGAUAAAGCAUGUAUGGAGUGAAUAUUCCAAAACAGUCUUCAAUUUUCAAAAUCUGCAAAAAAUACAAGCUGUGAGAUGCGAGAGUCUGAAAAGUUUAUUUCCAAUCUCGGUUGUUAGCUGUCUCGAGCAAUUGAAAAUACUUGAGAUUAGCAAUUGUGGGGUGGAGGAAAUUGUUGCAGUUGAAGGAGGAGGAGGAGAAGCAGUAGCAAUUAGGACUUUGGUGUUCCCUCAAGUAACUAAGUUGAAGUUUAGAAAUUUAAAGAGACUCAAGUGGUUUUACAAAGGAGUGCAUGUUUCAAAAUGGCCGAUGCUGAAAGAGAUGGAAAUUGGAAUAUGCGAGAAAGUAAAGAUAUUUGCUUCAGGAUUUGUGAGCUUUCAAGAAACAGUUAAAGAUCAGAGGCAGUCUGAGAUGUCCAAUAUUAAACAACCCAUUUUCUCGGUGGAUGAGCUCUCGUUUCCGAGCUUGAAGAAGUUGUACAUUCGGAACAUGGAUAAGUUGGAAAUUGUAUGGCAGGAUCAAGUCGCUGCGACUUCUAUUCCCAAUAUUCAAGAAUUGGAAAUUGAUUUUUGUCACAAGUUGUUGCACGUCUUUCAAUCUAAUUUGCAUGCAACAACAACAACAUUGAUGCAAAGUCUGACUAGUCUACGCAUAAGCCGGUGCAGUUCAUUAGAAAGUAUAUUUGGAAAUAUGGAGGGGCAAAAUGGUAAAGAAUCACAAGUUUUAAAGGCUCCAAGUUCAGGUACAGAAGACGGAAUAGCCGGACAUAUUGAGUUCCCCAUACUAACUCAAUUGUCACUAUUUGAAUUGCCAAAACUCAAGUGGAUUUUUGAAGGAGUGCAUACUAAUUUGGAAUCAUGGCCUUCAUUGAAAAGAUUAUGCCUCUGGGAAUGUAGUGAACAAGUGAACAAAAUGAUGUGGGCUUCAAAAUUUGCAAGCAGCAGUAGCAGUCAAGAGAACCAACUCCCGACUUGCAUUCAACAACCCAUGUUCGUCGUUGAGGAGGGUACGUUCCCCAACUUGGAGGAUUUGUCAUUGAAGUUCCUUGGAAGAACCAUACGUCCUAGCAGAUUUUUAGAUUUUCCUAAUCUAUCUUUUCUUCUAACAAGACUGCCAAAUCUGUUGAAACUUAACGUAUAUGAUAGUGUCUGGGAGGAAAUAUUCCCUUAUGAACUUAUUGAUCGAGAAAUACGAUUAAGACGACUAACGCUCUGUCGUCUAUGUAUGCUUACACAUUUGUGGAAAGAAGACAGUACCCAGCCAUGCCAACUUUUUCAUAAUCUGGAAUACCUUCAUGUGUUACGAUGCGGCAAAUUGAAAAACAUAGUGCCAUCAUCUGUAUCUCUUCGCAAUUUGACAAGAUUGGAAAUAUCACAUUGUCACGGAUUGAUCAAUUUAUUAACAUCCUCAACUGCCAAAACUCUGGUGCAACUCAAAAGAAUGACUGUGAUUGAUUGCAAAAGGAUUACAGAAAUUGUAGCAAUGGAGGAUAUUGGUGAAGCAAAUGUGGCGAUUACUUUCAACAAGUUAACAUACUUAAAACUUGAUGGCUUACCAAACUUCACGCACUUUUGCUCUGGACCUUAUUCCUUUGGGUUCCCAUCUUUGAAGGAAGUAAUUGUGAGAUGUUGUCCCGAGAUGAAGAUUUUCUGUCACGGGGUCUUAAGUACACCAGAGCUAAAAGGAGUAUCUGAUGCUGAUUAUAGUUGGAAUUCGAAGCAAAAUUUGCAUUUGGAGGAUGACCUUAAUACCACCACACGUUGUCUUUGGGAGUCAAAUCAAUAUGAUACUCAAUGCUUAUUCAGAGAAAGGUUGAGAAUUCGGAAGGAGAUGAAGAUCAUCCUUAAUAUGCAUGCAGCAGCUGGAUUAAUGUAGCUUUUCAAUGCAGAAUUUGUGGAUCCAAUAGUGAUGUUUCUUUCUUUUGAUGAAGUCAGUGCGGGGAGAUGAAGAUCAUCCUUAAUAUGCAUGCAGCAGCUGGAUUAAUGUAGUUUUUCAAUGCAGAAUUUGUGGAUUCAAUGGUGAUGUUUCUUUCUUUUGAUGAAGUUAGUGGGGGCAGAGGAUCCUUCAUUCCCAUUAAUGUUUAAUUAUGGUUUGCUUGUUUUAUUAUGUCUUCUUUAUUUUCAAAUCUCUCUUAUAUUUACUAGAGAAUGCCAAAAAACAAAAGUUUGACAUUGUAUUGAUUUGAUAUAACUCCUCAUGAAGUACUGUAGUUAACAACUCCGAUGUUGCCAACAAAUAAACUUGAAUUAUAAUCUUUUGAUUAUAAUUUGACCA